Messenger RNA from Aspergillus nomiae NRRL 13137, 4350 nucleotides. RefSeq lists its product as uncharacterized. The record is from RefSeq and is a predicted model, not a curated record. Gene Ontology annotation, biological process: nucleoside metabolic process. The coding region runs from base 1 to 4350 and encodes 1449 amino acids. Gene Ontology annotation, molecular function: ATP hydrolysis activity; protein binding. The transcript is spliced from 4 exons. Lineage: Eukaryota; Fungi; Ascomycota; Eurotiomycetes; Eurotiales; Aspergillaceae.
AUGGACAGCUCAAAUCGCAUUCUUCUCACUCGCGACGCCUACACCGUCGGCUGGGUUUGUGUUCUGGACGCCGAGCAAAAUGCCGCCAGGGCUCUCCUAGACGAACUGCACGUCUCUCCACCUACCCCCCACGAUGAGAACGCAUACAUCGUCGGCCGCAUGGGGAAGCAUAACGUCGUCAUUGCUAGACCUAUCGGCCAAGGAAAAGCCAAUGCUGCUGAGACUGCGGUGAACAUGAUCCGCACGUUUCCCCAGAUCCGGUUUGGAUUGAUGGUAGGUGUUGGCGGGGGCGCCACAGACUCUCCCGAUCCCUACAUGGGAAAGAGAGAUAUUCGGCUCGGAGAUGUUGUUGUCAGCAGGCCUCAGGGCAAUUAUGGCGGCAUUAUGCAGUAUGAUACGGGUAAAAAGUACCUUGAAGGGUACAAAAUUAUAUCCCACCUGAACAAACCGAAAAAGACUUUGAUCACGGCGGCAAAUACGCUCCAAUCACACCACAACUUCAAGCAGGGGUGCAUGAAAUUGUAUAUGCAGGAGGCGAUCUCCAAGCUCCGGGAUCUGGAUAUGCCAUAUUUUGGCUUUCCGGGUCGCGAGCAUGACCUGCUGUUCCGGGCAGAGUAUCGCCAUCCUGACGAAGGUGAGGACUGCAGCAACUGCGACCUAACACAAAUAGUCGAUCGCGCCCCGCGACCGGAAGAUGGUCCCUCCGUCCAUUAUGGGCUCAUUGCAUCUGCAGACGUCACUAUGAAAGACCCGAUGUUUCGGGAUGAGCUUCGUAAGUCCGAAAAAGUACUUUGCUUCGAGAAGGAAGCGGCGGGUCUGAUGGAUCACUUCCCCUGUAUUGCCAUCCGGGGCAUCUCGGACUAUGCGGGCACUCAUAAGUGCAAGAAGUGGCAGCCGUAUGCUGCUGUAACUGCUGCGGCUUAUGCAAAGGAUCUAUUGGCGGUGAUUCCCCCCAGCACACUCGCCGAGGAUACAGCGGCGGCGAAAGAUAUCGAGCAAUUCGCACAAGAAUUCAACAAGAUAAGUACGACACUAGUCACCGAUUGCCACCAUAAGAUCCUAUCUUGGCUCUCUAAACUGGAUUUUAAAACCGAGCAGGAAGAGCUGUUUGGCAGAUCAGUGCCAACGGGAAAGUGGCUUCUUGAAUCCGAUGUAUUCAGGCGUUGGGUCGGAGGGACUCGCUGGCAACUUCGAUGUUACGGUGAGGCUGGCACAGGCAAGACCAAUCUCUGUGCUAUAGUGAUUCACCACCUCCAAACGGCUUUUCGUUUACCAAGUCCAGUCAUCUAUCUAUAUCUAAGUGAUGAUGAACAUAAACGAGCCAAACAAACACCAGAUCGUCUUCUGGGUAGCAUGCUAAAGCAGCUGAUCUUGUCUAAUCCCGACGUCGAUAUACCACCGGAGCUCAUAGAGGCAUACCAGGGCCGUGGCAAUGGAGCACUUUCGACUAGAGAAAUCUUGAAGCAGACGUUCCAGGACUUAGUGGCCAAACAGGUUCGCGUAUAUCUUAUAGUUGACGGUCUGGAUCAAUGCUCCCCCGAGGUUUCAGAGCUUAUCAAGGACUAUGCCCUGGGGCUUGUUCAGGAUGGCCUUCCCUUGAGCCUUCUCACUACCUCGCUGGGAUACCGAGAAGUUAAAAGAGUGGUUCAUUGCAAUCACUGCCCCAGACGAAACCUUCAGAUGUAUGUUCACUGUGAUUGCUAUUAUGGACGAUUUGACUUGUGCCUGGACUGCAAGGAACAAGGAAUCGCCUGUCCCAAUAAACACAAUGGCGAGGAGCCAUAUGACACGGUGCGAAUUGAGGUACGCGCUCAAUAUGACGAACUUGUAGAAUAUUGUCACGAGAUGAUCAGUCGGGCAUUAAAAACGGGCCGUGAUCGACGGGAUGAGCGCGUGCAUCCGUCGCCGAAGUAUAAUCCCCGGCCUGUUGCGCGAUACCUGCGCGAUAAGCCCGGGCUGAUUAAUCGCAUUUCUCAGGAGAUAGCAAGCAAUGCCCAAAGCAGUUUCAUCAUGGCGCAGGCUUGGCUACAGAACCUGUUAGAAAGUGACACGGAGCCAGAGAAUGGCGAACAGGUGAUGUGCUUUUUGGACAACGUACCGCUGGACCCUUUGACCGCGUACAUUAAUGAACGGAUUGCGAAGCUCAGAAGGUACAAGAAAGCGAACGAGCUACAUGUAGCAUUCACGACGUUUGCCUUGGUCAUGACAGCUUGUCAGCCCCUAACCAUAUCGCAAUUACAGCAUGCGUUGGCCCUCAAGAGCCCUUCAGGCCAAAUCGUCAAGUCAAACCUAGUCGACAGGGUUUUCAUUCUGAAGUCAGCAAACGGAUUAAUUACCAUACAGAUUGGCAACGAGUGGCACUCUGUUGUGCGUUUUUUCCACUAUACCUUGUCAACCGUGCUCGCCGGAAGUGACCAUCAUCCAUCUUUAAAGCGUGCAGAGUACAAGAUGGCGAAGCUUUGCCUGAAGUACUUACAGGAUGAGCAGUCUUCGAAACAUUAUGAGAAUAUUGCUGCAUAUCCUUUUCUAUCCUACGCUCUACAAUUUUGGGGAGAUCACGUUCGCAAAGCAAAUGAUCUACGGAUUGAGAAUGCAGCGGUUCAGUUCCUCAAAGAUCCUGUUCGUUUUGCAUGGCUCACACAAGCAGUCGCUAAGUGCUGUCCAGGUGUAUCUGAGGAGUGGAUCCAUGAAGCUAUGGACGUUCUUCACCUUUGUGCUUGGUUCGGUUUAACCAAUAUGGUCAACCUCCUGAUUGUUGAAAACCAUGAUGUUGGCGUACGUGAUCAUAAAUAUAGCCGUACCCCCUUACGGUACGCUUGCCUCAAUGGCCAUGUCGAGACGGUAGCAGAAUUAUUGAAGCACAACACCCCAGUAGAGGAGGAGGCAAUAGUCGACGCUAUGUGUGGUUUAACUUGUGCGGAUCGUCUGCAGUACGAACAGGAGGGACGGCAAAGAAUUGUUGAAGGGCUUCUGGAGACAGGCAAGAUCAAUAUCAAUGCCAAAUUAGGCACGAGGAGCCGAACGGUCCUCAUGCUUGCAGUGGGGCACGGCCAUUUUGACUUUGUUAAUGUGUUCCUGAGCCAUAAAUCAAUUGACGUCGAUACUCAGGAUUCAAAUGGCUGUACUGCAUUAUUGUUUGCGUUAUAUGCAGAGGAGGGCGUUUCUAUCCGCAUGAUCGAUACUGUGGCAGACCCUGUAUACAUUCCACCUUACGAAUAUAUCAACGAGAUCCGCUACGAGGAAUACAGGCGCCCGGGGCUUGUAAAAUUGUUAUUGCGAAAUGGUGCUAACCCAAACAUGAGAGACAACGCCGGUAACUCGACCUUGAUAUGGGCCAUCAGACUGGGCGCGCUGGAUGCUGUACAAACCCUCCUCGAGUGCGAGAGGUUAGACCUGCAAGCUGAAAAGGAGCUUAUCCACACAGCGAGCGCAAUGGGCCACCCAGAGAUUAUCCAUUUACUCCACUCGGCCCUUUCGCAGAGUAACAGAUUCCAUGUCUAUCACAUAAACGCCCGAGACGAACGCGGAUUGACACCACUACACUAUGCUAGCCUUUCGAACAGCGCACGUGCAGGUGAAGUGGCACAGAUUCUGCUCGAGCUGGGCGCAGAUCCCAACCUCACAGACGCCAGGAGCUGUACACCUUAUAUGAUGGCUUCCCUACUUCAACAGACACAAGUCAUAGAGGUACUACAGAGCAAAACCACAUCCCUCAAUGGGGAAACCAGAAGCAUGUUGGAUCUCCCCGUUUUGACCCUCGCCAAACAUGGCCACUGGGAAUUGCUUCGAGAAGUAAUUGCCUCCGGGAGGACUGACCUUACAUACAAAUGCAUGUUGAGUGGUGAUACCCUGGUACACAUGGCAACGGCAGCCAAUGAAACUGAUAUUUUGCGCUUACUUCUCAGCAAAUUCAACUUGCGACCAGACAUUGCAAUCAAUGAGCAAGGACGUACGCCACUGCAUCUGGCGAGCAGUGUGGAAAUCGCUACGUUAUUAGUCGAGAACGGCUACCAUAUCGACUCAACAGAUUUCAAUAAUGAUACACCAUUGGACAUUGCGCGUCGAUGGCCUGGGAUCUGUGAUGUCGCUGACUAUCUUGAAAAUGCGCUAAAGAUGUCCGAGCAAAAGCACGGUAUGGAGAUAUGGGGGCAAAAGACUAAAGGUGGAAUUGGGAGAGUGUCGGGCGAGCUCUCUGUGACUAUUCAUGAUCGUGGUUUGACGUCGGGCAACUCUCCUGCUUGGACCGGGCGACUGAAGCGUUGUUACCUCCAUCUACUGUUAGGUACCCUUCUUUUACUUGUAAUGUAUGUAGAACUAUUCGGUACUAGAAUUGUUUCCCUGUUGCAAUAG